Messenger RNA from Ooceraea biroi (clonal raider ant), 966 nucleotides. RefSeq lists its product as uncharacterized. NCBI's taxonomy places the organism in Eukaryota, Metazoa, Arthropoda, Insecta, Hymenoptera, Formicidae. The record is from RefSeq and is a predicted model, not a curated record.
AUGACGAAAGCCUCCUUUCUGAUACCGAUGGCGGUGCUCGCGUGCAUCUGCCAGCUCUGCGAAGUCAAAUCGAGUCGCCGAGUUGCGAGCUUCCUGCGGCAACGACGUCACCUUCUGUUCCCCGACCCGAGAGGAAGCGAAACGAAGCUGCAGGUGCUCUUCGGGCUCGGACUGCCCAUGGAGGGCGAGGUGUCCAUGACCCUCGGUUACGUGCUGAAAUGCAAUUACGAUCUUCCCUACAAUGCGUCAGAGCUCAUGCGGCAGCGGCGACGAUCAAAAAGACACGAGGGCGACUUCGCAUUACCGCGGACGACGACGGCGAGCCGGCCGGAAGGUAAAGUGCGGCCGCGGCUUAACCGCGCGUGCAUAAAUGAGCCUCUGUCCGCUCCAGCCACGAUACUUUGCUCGUGGGAGAGCUUCGCGUGCGGAGACCCUUACUGCCGCAUUCCUUCCGCAACGUUUACACGCGAGCAUAAAUGGCUCCAUUUGGCUCAGGUGUUCCUCGCGCAUCCUUACGUUUCUCUAUCUCUGCGCACAGGGUGGAUGACACGAUGGACCCUGUACGGGAUGCUGGAGUCUGCGAUGAACGCUCUCGGCUCCGGCAAGGCUUGCCUGCUGCGCGCCGUCUGCGAAACCGCGGCGAAUCCGUUCGACACAGAACGCGGUCUCCUGGGAGAGCUGGUGCACGUCUUCCUCACGCCAUCGACAACCCAGGAGGAAUACGAGGUCUACGCCGAUCGCGAGUACCACGCCGCCGAGGAGAUUGGCAGGAAUAUCGGCAGCCGCGGGAAAUGCGAGAGAUUUUAUCCGGAAUGCGAGUACAAUCCGCUCGACUACUUCACCAAGCUGGUUUGAGCGACCGUGUGAAUCGGUGUAAAUUCCGUGCAGAUGUCUUCUCCUGUUUUCUGCGGCAUUGUUUUCAUCAAUGGACCAUGAGCGCAACUUAUUUUUAGCUCGCAGAUGACG